AACUCUGUACAAAAAAGAGAAAAAAAUUGAAUCCAAGUUGUAGAGGAGAAAUUUCUCUUUACAUAGCUAAAGGAAGCCAUGAAUUAUCUUAUUUGAAUAGGCUUAAGUACUUUAACUGUACUAAACUUGAUACUCUAUCUUAAUUUUGAACAUGUAAAGAUUACUGUUGUGGAACAGAUGUCACAUAUCCUUAAACUUUGUGUACAAUAAUAUUUUUCCCCCAACCUCUUCCUAUCUCUUCCCUUCUUCCUACCCCAACAUUUUUGUAGGCCAAAUGAAUCUUACAAGUCCUCAGAAUGUUCAAGUUGAUAUUAUAAACACAAAUUUCACUCUAAGAUGGACCUGGAAUAGUGAGAAUGACUUCAGUGUAACGUUUUCAGCUCAGUACCAACGACUAUUUGAGGAUUAUGAGGAGGCAGUAAUAGAAGAAACAGACUGGAAAGAGAUGUCUGGCUGUCAAAAUGUCACUGUCAUGGAAUGUGACUUUUCCUCUGCAAUGACAGAUUAUUUAUAUUCCUAUAAUGUGCGUGUAAGAGCUGAACAGGGGGAAGAAAAAUCUCCAUGGUCUACUACUUUAUUCUUUACACCCUAUUUAAAAGCUAAAAUUGGUCCUCCAGGAGUGCACCUGAAAUCUAUCAAUGGAGUGGUGGAAAUCAACAUUUCCUCUCCAGAGGAAAAUCUGAGCAGAAGAAUGUGGACAUCUGAUAUAAUUUUUACCUAUAAUGCUGUAUUUUGGGAAAACUCAUCAAAUGCAGAGCCAAAAAGCAGAACUCUUGAGCGCAGAAAUAAAAUAUAUGAUCUUGCACCAAGGACUACGUACUGUCUGAAGGUUCAAGCUCACAUAACUUCUGAAAGAAAAGUAGGUUCCUUCAGUCCAGUGUACUGCAUUAAAACUACAGAUAAAGCAUAUCCAAUAAAUCUGGAAAUUCAUGCUUUGAACAUGAAGUUUCUUCUAACCUGGGAUAAUUUAUAUGAUCAAAACGUCAGCUUUACAGUACAGCAACUCAUUGGAUAUUUAAUGAGUCUUCCUGAAGACUAUUCAAAUAACUGGACCACUGUAUCUGGAUGUGAAAACAUCACCAUUACACAGUGUGAUGUCUCAUCUGACAUAUACCAUCUUGGAACUUACUUUUUCCGUGUGAAGGCUAUGAGUGGAUAUAAUAAAUCACAUUGGUCUAAUGAAAUAAAAGUGGAUCCUUGUGUAGUAAAUGAAAUUGGCCCUCCAAACCUAACAGUGAGCUCUAGUGAGGAUUCACUUCGUAUCCAGCUCAUUCCUCCAGGAGAGUCUGAAAAUAAGUCCAUGAGUGAAUUUUAUGACUUAUCUUACCGAGUUCUAUAUUGGAAAAAUUCUUCAGAUGCGGAGGAGAAAAUAAAAGAAGAACAACAGUUAUUAUUCAUAAUCUCUGACUUGACACCCUUGACCUGGUACUGUUUGAAAGUGCAAGCUUUUUCACCAGUAUACAAAAAAAAUGGUCAUUUUAGUGAUGCGAUAUGUAUUAAAACACUUAACGGUAAAGAUUCACCUCUGUCUAUUUUUAUGGCCUUUGUAAUCGCCAUGUUUGCCUCUCUUAUUUUGGCAUCAUUUUGUAUUUUUAGUAUAUAUCAUAUAUCUAGACGGAUCAGAUAUACAUUCUUUCCAUCAUGCAAACCCCCAUCAAACAUAGAGUGCCUCAUAGGACAACCUUUCAGCAUUCCAUAUCUGUCAACUUCAGAGGAGCCGACAGAAAACUGUUGCAUAAUUGAGAGUAUUGUCAUAGAAGAAACCAAUCAAACUGAUAUUAAAGAGUACAAACACUCUAAACAGAACAGUCGAGAUUCAGGAAAUUAUUCUAAUGAUGAUGAUACUUCUGGAGCUAAAGUGUUAGAAGAAAUGCUAGAACAGGAAGCAGCAUAACUAAAAACACUCAGACUUGAGACUCACUGCCUAACUGUGAUUUUGCUGUUCUCGUUACAUAUGAAAGUAUUUUCCUGACGAAGGCAGGCUGAUGUCAGACUCUUGGUCCUAACUUUCCCGUUUUGAUUUUCAGGAGUGCGAAUUAUUAAAUGUGAGGAGCAAAUAUUACUACUGCUCCUCUAGAAAACUGAUAUUCUUCUGGUAUACCAUUUUGGUUGGUGUUGAGUGCCAAUCUUGCUGUUUACCACAUGGAUACUGAUAACAUCAGCAAAAGUUCAGUGAUAUCUCCACAGAGAAGACAAUCUUUGCCUAUCUAUAUUGCUGAUAAUUGAUGCCAACAUAUGUAGGUAGCAGCCUCAAAAGAGAACUCCGCUAAACUUGCUUCAGCCUGUUCUUGGAACUACUGGUGCUAGUGGUGCACUGUAUGUGCUGCUGUCAAUUUUGUUAACUUCAGUCUUACAAUUAUCAACGUGACCUCCUUUCAGACAAUUCAGUUUGUUUAGCUAACAUGUAAAGAUGUAAAAGCAGAAAAAGGAUUUUUUUUUUCAGGUGAAUAUUAGCUGGAGGAAUUAGGGAAAAAUGGAUGCUUGCUGUAAAAAUAGGUUUGGGCAACCUUGUCUUGAUCAUUCUAGUCUAACAAGCAUUACAUCUGGAAUAAAAAAGUGGUGUUCAAAGUUAGAUUGCAUAAAAGCAAAAUUUCAGCCUAGUGAGAACAGAACAAAUUCUACUAUGCACUUUAAUACCAAAGCAAGUUAAGGAGUUUAUACUUGUGUCUGUUUAGUAACAAAACAAAAUAUCUAUAAGCUGUAACACUUUUAUCCAUAAUUGAGGUGUACUUAAAUGUGAAAUUCUUCCCUAGAUUUGAAAAUUAUUUUAUUUCCUACUUCAUUUUAAUUGAAUUCCAACUGAUCAGCAUAAACUAUGGGCAUACACGCAACCAACAAUAGGAAAUAGCUUUUGAAAACUGGGUAUUUUAAAUUGCCUGCCAUAGAGCCAAAUGAUCUCUAAAGCUAUACAUCUGAAUCCAACUGAUUCAAAUAAUGGGGUGCACCUAAACAUCUCUAGAUCUUGGUAUAGUUGAAUCAUCUUUGUUUUAAAUUAGAGGAUUUCAGACUGUGGUCCACAGACCACCAGUGGUCUGCAAGCUCCAUUCAGGUGGUCUGCGAAUAGUUCCUCUCUAAGGAGCAUACCUAAGCAGUGACACACACAAGAAUGAAGGUUGCUCACCUAAUUAGUGGCUCAUAGGCAAGACUGUAAUUGAGUCUCUGGACUCAUCUAACUUAAAAUUACACUUGUUAAUUUGUGCUUCUUCCUCCCCCCCCCCCCCCCCCCCCCACA
Molecule: messenger RNA, 3232 nt
Organism: Pelodiscus sinensis (Chinese soft-shelled turtle)
Lineage: Eukaryota; Metazoa; Chordata; Testudines; Trionychidae
Source: RefSeq, a predicted model, not a curated record